AUUAAGAUGUAAAUGAAUACAUAUAAUGAUGAAAAUGGGAAAUAAUGAUGCAGAGGAAAAAAAAGUGGUGUCAGUAUUUCGGAGCAAGACAAGAAAAUUGCAUACAACGAGAUCAUGGGAUUUUUUGGGGCUGUCGGAGGCGGUGAGCCGGCGGAACGCCGCCGCAGAAUCCAACGUAAUCGUGGGACUAUUGGAUUCGGGAAUAUGGAUGGAAGGUCCAAGUUUUAAAGACGAUGGUUAUGGUGAAAUUCCUUCUAAGUGGAAAGGCAAAUGUGUUACUGGUCGUAAUUUCACUUCCUGUAACAGGAAAGUGAUCGGCGCGAGGUUCUUCGACAUUGGACAAAUAGAUAAUUCCAUCGAUAAAAGCCCCGCCGACGAGAUCGGUCACGGCUCCCACACCGCCUCAACAAUCGCCGGAGCCUCCGUUGACGGCGCCAGUUUCUACGGCGUCGCCGGAGGAACGGCUCGCGGCGGCGUUCCGGGGGCGAGAAUCGCGAUGUACAAAGUGUGCUGGGUUGAUGGGUGCAGUGACGUGGACUUGCUGGCCGGAUUCGACCAUGCAAUCGCCGACGGAGUGGACAUCAUAUCGGUGUCCAUCGGCGGUGAGUCGACGGAAUUCUUCAAUGAUCCGAUCGCGAUCGGAUCAUUUCACGCAAUGGAGAAAGGAAUAUUGACUAGUUGCUCGGCGGGAAACAGCGGGCCGGAAUUAAAGACGGUGGAGAACACGGCGCCGUGGAUAAUGACGGUGGCGGCUUCUACCAUUGAUAGGGAUUUCAGUACCGUCGUGAAGUUGGGCAACAAUAAGAAACUGUCUGGAGUAUCAGUAAACACAUUCACUCCAAAGAAGCAGAUGUACCCUUUAAUCUCCGGAUCAAAUGCUGCAUUACCCAAUCAAUCCGAUCCCUAUCUUGAUCCAAGUUGGUGUGAUUCUGGGACUCUUGAUGAGAAAAAAGUGAAAGGGAAAAUAGUGUAUUGUUUGGGAUCAAUGGACCAAGAAUACACCAUUUCUGAACUUGGAGGCAAAGGUGUAAUUUCCAAUCUUAUGAACGUUUCUGAAACGGCUAUUACCACUCCUAUUCCAUCCACUCAUCUUUCCUCUACCAAUUCUGAUUAUGUUGAAGCCUACAUUAACUCCACCAAAAACCCUAAAGCUGUCAUUUACAAAACUACUACAAGGAAGGUUGAUGCUCCCUAUUUGGCUUCCUUUUCUUCUAAAGGUCCUCAAACCAUCGCUCUCAAUAUUCUUAAGCCGGACAUUGCAGCACCGGGGGUGAACAUAUUAGCAGCAUACUCAAAUUUGGCUUCAAUUACAAACAAUAGACAUUCCCUUUUCAAUCUUCUUUCUGGUACUUCUAUGGCUUGUCCUCAUGCCGCCGCUGCGGCCGCCUAUCUCAAAGCUUUUCACCCCACUUGGUCCCCCGCUGCCCUCAAGUCUGCCCUUAUGACCACCGCGACGCCGUUGAAGAUUGGAGAUAAACUAGACGUGAUUGGCGCUGGCACUGGCCAAAUAAAUCCGAUCAAAGCGGUGCAUCCAGGUCUCAUUUACGACCUCACUCGCACCUCUUACCUCUCUUUCCUCUGCACCAACAAACGCUACUCCGACUCCGGCUCCGCCCUCGCCAUCCUUACCGGAGACACCUCUUUAAACUGCUCCGACGUCCCGCGAGCCAGUGGCUUCGACGCCAUCAACUACCCUUCCAUGUACGUCCCCGUCGACCGAAACGCCACCUCUGUCUCCGCCGUCUUCCACCGGACCGUCACCCACGUCGGCUUCGGCCCAUCGACGUACAUAGCGAAGGUGAAAUCGCCGGCAGGUUUGUCGGUGAAAGUCUCGCCGGAUACUCUAAAAUUUGAUCGGGCGUACAAAAAACUGUCGUUUAAGGUGGUGGUGAAAGGGGCUGCGCCGGCGGUGGGGCAGGCACCGUUGACGGCUUCACUUGAAUGGGAUGAUUCUAAGCAUUAUGUUAGGAGCCCAAUUUUGGUGUUCAAGGUUUAAUUCAUCUUUAUUUGUUCAUAUUUGUUUUUGGUCUUAGAUUUUUUUUUUUAAGAAGUCUUAGAUCUUCUUUUGUUAGAUGUUUUUAUGUAAAUGUCAAUAUUAAAUUAAUUUUGUUGGGAUGAGAUUGGUUGUUUUUUUUUUUUUUUUCCUUUUUGAAUUAAACAUUCAAAAACUUAUAUAUUAUCAAGUCUUGAAUGCACCCCAAAUAUUAACAUCUUA
Molecule: messenger RNA, 2215 nt
Organism: Cucumis sativus (cucumber)
Lineage: Eukaryota; Viridiplantae; Streptophyta; Magnoliopsida; Cucurbitales; Cucurbitaceae
Product: subtilisin-like protease SBT4.15
Exons: 7
Coding region: 26-1996 (656 amino acids)
Biological process (GO): proteolysis
Molecular function (GO): serine-type endopeptidase activity
Source: RefSeq, a predicted model, not a curated record